Molecule: messenger RNA, 1328 nt
Organism: Musa acuminata AAA Group (dessert banana)
Lineage: Eukaryota; Viridiplantae; Streptophyta; Magnoliopsida; Zingiberales; Musaceae
Product: 2-alkenal reductase (NADP(+)-dependent)
Exons: 5
Coding region: 134-1177 (347 amino acids)
Molecular function (GO): 2-alkenal reductase [NAD(P)H] activity
Source: RefSeq, a predicted model, not a curated record
UUCUGUGGACGUUGUGUUCCACGUAGAACGAGCAGGUCGCGUUCGACGCACGUUUGAAACCUUCGCAUUGAUCCUUCAAAAGAGGCCAACACAACAGUCUCUCGAUUCAUCACAUCGCUGAGUAGAGAGAGAGAUGGAGGAUAAGGUGGUGGUGAACAAGAAGGUGGUGCUGAAGCACUACAUCCCGGACGGGCCGGCCACGGAGAGCGACAUGGAGCUGGUGGCGACGGACACCCUCCGGUUGCGGCUCCCUCCGGGGUCGACGGCCGUGCUCGUCAAGAACCUCUACCUCUCCUGCGACCCCUACAUGCGCUCUCGCAUGACCAAGCACGAUGAGCCCAGCUAUGUCAGUGACCUCGUCCCCGGCACGCCGAUAACAGGCUAUGGUGUGUGCAAAGUUUUGGACUCCGGGCAUCCUGAUUUUAAGAUCGGCGACUAUGUGUGGGGUAUCACCGGUUGGGAAGAGUAUAGCCUCAUUACAUCAACAGAGGGACUUUUCAAGAUCAACCACACCGAUGUGCCUCUUUCUUACUAUACUGGUAUUCUUGGCAUGCCAGGUUUCACAGCAUAUGUAGGAUUCUACGAGAUUGGCUCCCCUAAGAAGGGGGAACGCGUCUUCGUAUCAGCAGCAUCUGGUGCUGUUGGCCAGCUCGUGGGGCAAUUUGCAAAGCUAAUGGGCUGUUAUGUCGUCGGAAGUGCUGGCUCUGACGAAAAGGUCAAUCUCCUGAAAAGCAAGUUUGGCUUUGAUGAGGCUUUCAACUAUAAGAAAGAACCUGAUCUGAAUAAAGCUCUGAGAAGGUGCUUCCCAGAGGGCAUCGACAUCUACUUUGAGAACGUCGGCGGUGCGAUGCUUGAAGCUGUUCUCCGCAACAUGAGGCUCAAUGGCCGAAUUGCCGCAUGUGGAAUGAUUUCUCAGUACAACGUCGAAAGACCCGAAGGUGUGAACCACCUGUUCGCCAUCGUCACGAAGCGCAUCCGCAUGCAGGGGUUCAUUGUAUUCGAUCACUUCCGCAGCUACCGGGAAUUUGAGGAGAAGGUAGUGCAGUACAUAAAGGAAGGGAAGAUCGUGUACGUGGAAGACAUAGCUGAAGGACUUGAGAAUGCCCCUGCAGCACUUGUAGGCCUCUUUGCUGGUCGAAAUGUUGGCAAGCAGUUGGUCAUCGUCGCUCGCGAGUGACAGUCCAUAUGAACUUUUCUUCUUUUUCUUCUUAUGCCUGCAAUGUUAAGUUGAUUGUAUCCAACUUUUCUCUCUGAAGGGGAGUUGUGUAUUGAAACUUUGAUGAACAUUCUACGAUGAAUAGUAAGCUUCUGCACCUCAAAUGUUGUAA